Sceloporus undulatus (fence lizard) is the source of this 5741-nucleotide messenger RNA. RefSeq names its product BMP2 inducible kinase (gene BMP2K). NCBI's taxonomy places the organism in Eukaryota, Metazoa, Chordata, Lepidosauria, Squamata, Phrynosomatidae. The record is from RefSeq and is a predicted model, not a curated record. Bases 351 to 3737 code for a protein of 1128 amino acids. Gene Ontology annotation, biological process: protein phosphorylation. The transcript has 16 exons. Gene Ontology annotation, molecular function: protein kinase activity; ATP binding.
GGGUAGGGGGGCGUGGCUUGCUUUUGUCCCCUCCCCUUGCGACGUCGGUAGGCGACGUGAGGGAAAGGAGAAGCAGAGAGAGGGAGGAGGCGGUCGUUCGGUCGUUCGGGGGCGGCGGCUCCCUUCACGCGGAAUGUGAGGCUCUGAAGUAAACCCCCGUCUCCAACGCAGUGGCGGCCUCGGGCUUCCCAGUGCGGGGCCGGGCGCUGACUGACUCGACUGGCUGCGCGUGAGGCGGCUCCACGCUCCCGAAGGCGAAGCCGAAGGCGGGGCGGCUCCUUGGGCGGCGACGGCGAGGCUGAGUCGACUUUCUCCCUCCGGACCUCGAGGCACGCUCCUUCUCGCCCGCCAUGAAGAAGUUUUCCCGCAUGCCCAAGUCCGACGGUACCGGAGGGAGCAACAGCAGCGGAGGAGGAGGCAGCGGCGGAGGGACGUUGGCGGCGGGGGUGGGGACCGUGGUGGGAGCAGGGCCGGCCGUGGGCAGCAGCAGGUUCUUCGCCGUCGGACGUUUCCAGGUCACUGUGGAGGAACUGCUGGCGGAAGGUGGCUUUUCCACAGUGCUUCUUGUGCGUACACAUGGUGGAGUCCGGUGUGCAUUGAAACGAAUGUAUGUUAAUAAUGUGCCUGACCUCAAUGUCUGCAAAAGAGAAAUAACAAUAAUGAAAGAACUGUCUGGGCACAAGAACAUUGUAGGGUAUUUGGACUGUGCUGUCAAUUCUGUUAAUGAUAAUGUGUGGGAGGUGCUCAUAUUAAUGGAAUACUGUCGUGCGGGACAGGUAGUGAAUCAGAUGAACCAGAGACUGCAGACAGGCUUUACUGAGCCAGAAGUGUUAAGGAUAUUUUGUGAUGCCUGUGAAGCUGUUGCUAGGCUGCAUCAGUGCAAAACUCCUAUUGUUCACAGAGAUUUGAAGGUUGAGAAUCUUUUGUUGAAUGAUAGUGGAAACUAUGUUCUUUGUGAUUUUGGAAGUGCCACUAAUAAAUUCCUUAAUCCUCAGAAAGAUGGAGUCAGUGUAGUUGAAGAAGAAAUUAAAAAGUAUACUACAUUGUCAUACAGAGCUCCUGAAAUGAUCAACCUUUAUGGAGGAAAACCAAUUACUACCAAGGCAGAUAUCUGGGCCCUUGGCUGUUUGCUAUAUAAGCUUUGUUUCUUCACACUUCCCUUUGGUGAGAGUCAGGUUGCCAUUUGUGAUGGAAGCUUUACCAUCCCAGACAAUUCACGUUACUCCUAUGGUAUACAUUGUUUGAUAAGAUACAUGCUUGAACCAGAUCAAGAACGAAGACCUGAUAUCUUUCAAGUAUCUUAUUUUGCCUUUAAACUUGCCAAAAAGGACUGUCCAUUAUCAAACAUUAAUAACUCUCCUCUUCCUUCAACACUUCCUGAGCCCUUGACUGCUAGUGAGGCAGCUGCUAAGAAAAGCCAAAUAAAAGCUAGAAUAACAGAUUCCAUUGGACCAACAGAAACCUCAAUAGCACCACGACAAAGACCAAAGGCCAAUACAAGUGCUGCCACUUCUAGUGUGUUAGCAAUCCAGAGCUCAGCAACACCAGUCAAAGUGCCAGUUCCUGGUGAUCUUAACAAUGGGCAAAAAGGAGCCUCAAAACCUGGAAGUAGUCAUGAGAGCAUGUUGUCCCAGGGAACUAAUCCAAACCCACAGCAGAACAGAGUACUACAACAACUACAGCAAGGAGACUGGAGAUUACAGCAGUUGCAUUUACAUCACCAGCAGCAACAGCAAUUCCCUCAGGAUGCAUAUGUGCAGCAGUAUCAACAAACAAUGCAGCAACACAUGAUUCAACAGCAGCUUUUGAUGCGUUCUAUGUACCAGCAGCAGCCUUCCUCAUACCCCUAUCCUGCCAUGAUGCAGCAGUACCAACAAGCUCUUCUACAGCAACAGGUCCUUGCAAAGCAGUUGCCACCACCCAAACAUUCUCCUGAAUUUCUUGCCUCUCCGCAGGAGUUCCCACCAGCCUUAAUCUCUCAUUCUAAGUCCUUUCCAGCUCAUGUUGGUGCAGCUCUGGACACCCAUUAUUCUACAAAUAGGGCCUCUGAUGCAGAGUCUGUUUCCAGUUAUCCAAAACAGAACAUGAGUAACCCACCUGACAUGUCUGGCUGGAAUCCAUUUGGAGAAGACAAUUUCUCCAAGCUAACAGAGGAGGAGCUGUUGGACAGGGAGUUUGACCUCCUGAGAUCAAAUAGGCUCGUGGAGAGGAGAACAUCCUCAGAUAAGAAUGUGGAGACACAUUCUGCUCCACAGAACCAUCCUCCAGAAGAUCCCUUUGGUUCUGUACCUUUCAUUUCUCACUCAGGUUCUCCAAGAAAUGACAUUAAUAAUGCAGCCAGCAAUCUAGAAAACAAAAUAGGGAGUCCAACCAAAAAUGAGAGGUCAAGCCAGGUUGCUGAACACCAUGAACCUGGGAAGAAGUUGACAGAAAGGCAUACAAAAAAAGGAAGUGACGAAUCUGAAAGUGACUUUGAAUCAGACCCUCCCUCUCCAAAGAGUAGUGAGGAAGAGGAGGAACAAGAGGAUGAAGAGGUUUUGCAAGGUGAGCAUGGAGAUUUCAUUGAUGACAAUGACACUGAACCGGAAAACUUUGGCCAGCACCCUCUUCUCAUGGAUUCUGAGGAAGAUGCAGAAGAUGAUGAUAAGCAAAGUUCUGAUUCUGAUUCUGGGCAUGUUAGGCCUAUAGAGGAAGUGCCUAGUAGUAGAUACAGAGAAGGAGGUGGAAGCGUUGAGACCAAGGAGCCUGUUUUACAGUGUUUGUUGUCUGAGUUGCCAGGUACAAUGACCAAGGUGAGCUCCAAUCAAGAGUUUGAUGUCUUUGGAGCAGUUCCAUUCUUUCCUCUUCAGACUCCAGAGCCUAAACAAAAGGAUGGCAAAGAUUUCUCUCCCCAGGCUGCUUUUCCAGGCUCAGAGCAAGAUCAGGAUGAAUUUGAUGUCUUCACCAAAGCCCCAUUCAGCAGAAAAAUAUCUCAGCAAGAUGAUUUGAUUUCAGGUUCAGAAAAUCAACCUUCUCCUAUAUCACCCAAAACUGUGGAUGUUUUUGGAUGUAUUCCGUUUCACCCUCUCUCUGUUCCAAAGAAUAGUGAGAGCAAAGAGGAUCUCUUUGGGCUUAUCCCAUUUGAGGAGAUAGCAGGGAGUCAGCAGCAGCAAAAAGUAAAACAGCAGCAACGGAAUCUGCAAAAACUCUCUUCUCGCCAGAGACGCAUGAAACAGGAAGGAUCUAAGACCAACGGAAAGCGCCAUCAUGGUACUCCAACUAGCACCAAGAAGACUUUGAAGCCUAGUUAUCGUACACCUGAAAGAGUUCGAAGGCACAAAAGGGCUGGUCGUCGGGAUUCCCAGAGCAGCAAUGAGUUCUUGACUAUCUCUGAUUCCAAGGAAAACAUAAGUAUUGCCCUGCCAGAUAACAAAGACAGAGUCAGUUCUCUGCAAACAGAUGAUGCCCUUCUGGAUCCUUUUGGAGCCAAGCCUUUCCACCCCACAGAAUUGAUGCGUCACCCUCAGCAUCAAGGAUUGGUCGAUAACCGUGGGGACCACAACACAGUACUUCCAGUCAGACCUAGACAGGGUUCACUGCUUGGCAGUAUUCAGUCUAGUGAUGGGCUAAAACUAACAGAUGAUUUUGGGGCAGUUCCUUUUACAGAACUUGUGCCUAGUAUGGCAUCACAACAAAGCCAGCAACAAGUAGUAGAAUUAGAUCCAUUUGGAGCUGCUCCAUUUCCCUCUAAACAGUAGCUGCUUCCAGCGGUAUCUCGAAUUGCUUAAUUUGGAUUAUAUACACCACCACAAUUUCCAUUUGGUUAAACUGAGAGGAAAUUAUUUUUUUAAAGUACAGUGUAACUCAUUUUAAGUAGUGACUACAGUCUCAGAUUUUAAAAUGGCAUGUUAAGUGUACAAUAUUGCUAUGGUGAAGCGCGAAAGUGUUCAUUAAGAACAGAUUAAAAAAAAAGAAAUUAGAAGCUAGUUAUUAUGGCUACUGCCUGUUCAUCCACAACCAUUAUGUCCUUCCUGUGGUUCAGUUACACUAUUACAGAUAGAUUGAAAGAUCUGACUUGCGUACUGUAUGUGGUCUGAUGGGACAGGACCGAUCAAUACAACUUGAAAAAAUGCCUAAAUACAAAGCCAGGUUAAUUUGGAGCUGCUUCACUUUGCUUAUUCCCUCUUAAACAUCUUGGAGCAUCAGAGUUUGCUGGCUUGUGAUUGAUCCUGAAACACGUAUGAAGAAACCCAGACCUUUAUAUGUACUGUAUAUAUGCUAGAACUCUGCUUUUUUCCAGUAAGUGCCAUUAACCUAAAACAGGGAUAGCUGUAACGCUUAAGAUUUCAAGAACUUGGUAGAGUGCAGUAUAAGAACAGUUUGGGAAUGUUAAGAAGAAAUUACUGAGACAGCUGGAUUUACACAGUCCAUUUCAGAAGAGAGCCUUGUUUAUUUACAUAUUGUGUCUGAGAAGAUGGAGCAAAGAGAAGCCAGAAAACUUGUAGCAAGUUCAGACCUGUGAAGAUCUGUGAUUUUUACCCACUGUCUAGUUCAUUUAACUGGGCUUUUGUACUACAGAUAAACUGUGUAUACUCUAAAGGUGUUUUAUAACCCCCCCUCCAAAAUUGCUUUCACUUAAUAUUUUUGAAAGCAUUUUCUCAUAAUGUUAUACAGUACUUCUAAGAGUUCAUGUAAAAUAUCUUGAGCUCUAAAAACAUACUUUUAACUUGAAUUCAGGCAGUUCCAGUAAAGAGGUAUAAAACCAGAAGCUUUUUAAAAAAGUAAUGCUGAGUUGAGCGUGCUACCAGUAAACUGCAUAGAAAUCACCAAUGCCUUACAACUGGGAUCACCAUGUCCUGUUAUAAACUUACCUCUGAGCCAUUUGGUGCUCUUGAGACACUGUUUAAAAAAGUACAGAAGUUAGGUGAAUACAUAAAACAUCUCUGAAUUUUCAGCUUGGAAGAAGGUAUUUUUAAUGACCUUGGCUGUUUGUGGCCCAUUCUGGAUCAACUAUGGCCAUGCCAGAUAGCAAGCUGAGUUUUGGGGAGCUUUGGUAGAAUAUCUUCCACAUACUCUUUGAGCCUGGGCCAACUUGAUCUUGUCAAAUGAGAGAUCAGCAUGGUAAUCAACUGUAUCCAAAUUAUACAGUAGUCUGUGACUAGGGAUCUGGAGAAUGCUGCAUGGAGAGGAGUAUAGUGUGUCUGCGCAUGUGUGUUCAACUUAGCAGCAGCAACAAAACACCAAGUAAUUUGUGAUAAGGUGUGAACUAAUUUUAUGUAACAGCCUGGGUCCAGCUGUGUAUUUUAGAGAAUCCUUCUGCUAGUCAGCACUCUUCCUUUUCCCUAGUCUCCAUAAACCCUAAAAACUGCUUCAGAGAGCUAGAAAAACCCCUGGAGCAGGUUUUUGGUAUCAUGGAGGGUUGCAGUAGGUGGGAAAGUUCAUUUGAUAGCAUUGGAUAAGGCAGCAGACCAUGUUAUCUUUGCAAAUUCCAAACAUCUCUCUGCGUUCAUGGAUACUUGACAUCUCUGGAUUCUGGGACUUGCACAGCCAUUGUUUAUUCAUGUGGACCUGAGUAGAAGCACUUUGAUAUAUUAAUAUACAAGGUACACAGAUUGGUCUCUGGAUGUAUCUAGGUAUUGAUAAUGACUUGAAUAUGAACUUAUGAUGAGAUGGGAGGAAAGGUACCUAAGGGUCCAUACAGACAGGCUAAAAUAAAGCUGCUUCAGGUCACUUUGGAGGUAUGCUGUUUAAAUGCUGCAUGU